Messenger RNA from Mercenaria mercenaria, 1815 nucleotides. RefSeq lists its product as uncharacterized. The record is from RefSeq and is a predicted model, not a curated record. The transcript is spliced from 2 exons. Bases 143 to 1717 code for a protein of 524 amino acids. NCBI's taxonomy places the organism in Eukaryota, Metazoa, Mollusca, Bivalvia, Venerida, Veneridae.
GGUCCGCUGGAGGCUCUUUGAUAUAUAGACGAUACGAUCCACUUAAAUGCAGACUAAUGGAAAUUUAAACGCUAAACAGUGGUUAGCUUAUGUUAUUUAAAACAUACAUACAUGGAAUAUUACUAAAAAGGCCUGCCGGCCAAUGGCAGAAGCAAUCUGCGUUAUUGAAGACGACGUCAGUGUUGACAAAGCUACACCCUUGUUGGCUUCGCAGCAAAGAAGUUAUUUAAAAGAACAGGUCUGGGAAGAAAUAUUUCAAGAAAAAUGUGCUAUUACUGUGCAACAAAAUGAAAUUCUGCAUGUAAAAGAUAAUGUUGAAAGCUUUGUUUCAAAAGUUAUUCAAAGAGCUCUUAAUAGCGAUACAUACCAAAAUUUUAUAAGUGCAGUUGAUAAAAAAGACCUGAUUCAAUUUAAUGAACAAUGCAGCGAAGAAAACCUUCUACAAAUAGGAAGUUUUUAUGAGGGUACGAAAAACAGUUACCCUAACGAGUUCGACUUUAUAUUUGUCCUUACAGAAUAUUCAGCUAAGGACUACACACUGUUACAAAAGCUAACAUCAGACUUGUCAGAUCUGUUUCAUGAAGAGCUGAAAAACGUGAUAUCGGGACUUAGUCUUAAACUCGAUAAGGUAUUUGAACAGUUCAGUUUAUCCGGACAGCAUGGACCAGCAUCAAAAAUUAAACUUGUAUUUAAAGAAGCCGCAGCGUUACGCGAACGGAUUGUUUACCUCGAUAUUUCUGCAGCGUCGAGGUGGCAUUUUGAAACGUGUUUGCCAAAAGAAAUAGAAGUAUGCUGUAACGAAUGGAUUGAAAUGAUUCUAGAGACCGGAAGUGCUCUUGUUAUAAAGGUUUACAAAGCCGAUCAUCCAAAACACAAAACGGAGGUCAAGAUCACAAUCACCGAGACGGAACAGAACUUCGUAAGACACGCAAUGACGGAGAAUCAUCGGAAGGUGUACAGAUUGCUGAAAUAUGUUUUCAACGGAAACGACGGCGCGAAUGAAACAUUAAAGAUGCUCAUAAGAAGACCUGACAACACACAUACAAGUUCCAUAGCUUUUAUUGGAAAGAAAGUGAGUCCAAAAAUUGUGUACGAUUUGCCUUCAUAUACAAUUAAAACGCUUAUAUUUGAUCACGUGCAUCGGUGUCGGAACGCGGAAGAGGGCAUUGCAGAAUGCCUCACUGAAGUUCUUAAAAGUUUGUUGGCAAAAUUUGACGGAACUAAAUGUGUGUCUGUAAAGACAAUGUUAAGACAACCUGUAGAAAUUACGGAUGAUUCCCUUUCUACUGAGGCAGUUGGUAUGAAACUGUCCAUAUUGCUCAAAACGGCGGAAAAUGUAGAACAAACCAGAGAAAUGAUGCGCGCUGGUUUAGAAAAACAAAUACCUUUCACCGAACAGCAAAUAGAUACUGUAGAAACUGUUCUUACUUUAAAAGGAUGCAUAUUGGGAUAUUCUAGAGUGCUUUUACUAACUGUACCAGCCAUCAUUGGAAUAAUUCUACUAACAAUAAUUGGCAUUAGUGGACAGCUUUGUGUUGUAAGUCCUACUUACUCCAGCAAUAAAUCCAUUGACGUACAAUAUUGUUGUAUAGGAACGAAAGGCAUAUCAGAAAGAUGGAGAAAUGUGACUUGUUCGAAAAGUAACAUUUUCUCCAGACAUUCAGAUGAUAUCGCAUGUCUGUUGGGUUGGAAAAGGCGUUUGCUUGCAUGGCAUUGACAGCUGCAAAGAAUGCCGAUGUUGGUAACGGAGAUGUCUACUACGCAUGGAAUGAUGUUGCACUAUGCUCAGAAAACGUCAGUAAGGUAAGUAAGUUC